Molecule: messenger RNA, 2645 nt
Organism: Chlamydomonas reinhardtii
Lineage: Eukaryota; Viridiplantae; Chlorophyta; Chlorophyceae; Chlamydomonadales; Chlamydomonadaceae
Exons: 16
Coding region: 276-1961 (561 amino acids)
Biological process (GO): prolyl-tRNA aminoacylation
Cellular component (GO): aminoacyl-tRNA synthetase multienzyme complex; cytoplasm
Molecular function (GO): ATP binding; proline-tRNA ligase activity
Source: RefSeq, a predicted model, not a curated record
GUCUAAGAGACUUUUGCUUGCACACCAGCGUGGACUUGUUGGGUAGGACUCGCACGCGGAUUACAACAGACUGUGCCACCACCAUCGCUAAGCAUAGGCAUAUGCAACCAUUUCAUUAUUGCAGCCAUGUGCAACGGACAGGGCCAAAACCGGGCAACCACAAUUGCGCGAGUGCAUGGGCAUUUCUUUCGAAAUAAGCGGGCCCAGAUUGUAGCAUUACUUGAUUUGUAUUUAACUUAGCUUUCAUACUGCUAAUUAUUUGGCAGGUGGCAAGUAUGUCGACCUUGCUUGCACGGGGCCCUGCGCCCGCAGGCGCUGCCACGACUCGGUCUAGCGCCUCGCUUCGCGCUUGCCGCGGACCUGCUCCGUUCCGCUCUCACUUUCAAAGCGUCGUCGCGAGCGCUGCGCCGGCUGCCCAGGAUGCCCCGGCGCCCGAGAAGCCUCAGAAGCAGCAAAAGCAGCAGCAACAGAAGAAGCAGGGCGGCGGCGGCGGGGGUGGCGGCGGCGGCAAGGCAGCUGAGGCGGCUGUGACGCCCCGCUCGGAGGACUUCUCCAAGUGGUACCUGGACGUGGUGGCUAAGGCCGAGCUGGCGGACUACGGCCCCGUGAGAGGCACCAUGGUCAUCCGGCCCUACGGCUACUCCAUCUGGGAGUCGGUGCAGGGCGUGCUGGACGCGCGCUUCAAGGAGCUGGGGGUGCAGAACGCCUACUUCCCACAGCUCAUCCCCUACUCCUUCAUUACUAAGGAGGCGGAGCACGUGGAGGGCUUUGCGCCCGAGCUGGCGCUGGUGACCAAGGGCGGCGGCAAGGACCUGGAGGAGCCUCUGGUGGUGCGGCCCACCAGUGAGACCAUCAUCAACCACAUGUUCGCACAGUGGGUUCAGUCGUACCGCGACCUGCCUCUGCUGAUCAACCAGUGGUGCAACGUGCACCGGUGGGAGAUGCGCACCCGCCCCUUCGUGCGCACACUGGAGUUCCUGUGGCAGGAGGGCCACACGGCGCACGCCACUGCGGAGGAGGCGGAGGCGGAGGCGCGCGCCAUGAUCGACGUGUACACCCACUUCGCCACACAUACCGCCGCCAUGCCCGUGGUGCCAGGCCGCAAGUCCCGCAUCGAGUCCUUCGCGGGCGCCAACUGCACCUACACCAUUGAGGCCAUGAUGGGCGACAAGCGCGCGCUGCAGGCCGGCACGUCGCACAACCUGGGCACCAACUUCGCCAAGGCCUUCAACACGCAGUACCUGGACAAGGAGGGCAAGAGGCAGCUGGUGCACCAGACGUCCUGGGGCGUGUCCACCCGCAUCAUCGGCGGCGUGAUCAUGACGCACGGCGACGACAAGGGCCUGCGCCUGCCGCCGCGCCUGGCGCCCAUCCAGGUGGUCAUCAUCCCCAUUGUGAAGAAGGAGGAGGACCGCGUGCCGGUCAAUGAGGCGGCGGCGCGGCUGGCGGCAGCGGCCAAGGCGGCAGGCAUCCGCGUCAAGGUGGACAUGGACGAGCGCCAGACGCCCGGCUGGAAGUACAACCACUGGGAGAUGCGUGGCGUGCCGGUGCGUGUGGAGGUGGGGCCCAAGGACGUGCAGAGCGGCACCUGCGUCACUGCCCGCCGCGAUAUGGGCAAGGAGGGCAAGCAGAUGGGCGUGCCCAUGGAGGCAGCCGCAUUCACGGCGCACGUGCAGGGCCUGCUGGACACCAUCCAGGAGGGGCUGCUGGCGCAGGCGCGCGCCUUCCGCGACGACAACAUCGUGGACGUCACCAGCUACGAACAGCUCAAGGCGGCGGUGGCGGAGGGCAAGUGGGCUCGCGGCGGCUGGUCCGGCAGCGACGACGACGAGCGGCGCAUCAAGGAGGAGACGCAGGCCACCCUGCGCUGCUUCCCCUUCGAGCAGCCCGCCGGCCCCCACACCUGCUUCAUGACCGGGCAGGCCGCGGCCGAGGUCGCCAUCUUUGCGAAGUCCUACUAAUAGGAGAAGGGGAGAGCAGGGCACGGCUGAGGCAGCGCACGGCCGAGGAGGGAAGAAGGGCAGAGCAGAUCGGAGCAGAGCAGAGCAGAGAGGGUGCUAGGAGAUGCGGGGAUGAGAAAUCGUGUGCUACGUUGUGUGGUGUGAUGUUGUGGCUUGCGCGCACGCAUGCGCGCACACGCACGGGUGCCAUAGAGUUGUGUUGAGAGGGCACGGCGGCGCUCUCACGGUCAGUGAGUGGGCUGUGCCGGCGGCGUUUGGUCAGCGGGUUCCUGUGAAGGUGGGAGGCUUGCAGCAGUACGGUGAGGGCAAGCAGGCAUGGUGGCCCCGGGGGUGCGGUGCGGUGCUCAUGCGGGUUUGAAGUUUGAAGGCAGGGGUGCGUUGGGGCUUUUGCCCUGCAGGCCGCUGCUGCAGUGUUUGGCGGCGGUGCCGGGCGGCGGUGCGGGUGACGUGGGUGGAUGCACGCGCUGUUGACGGCUUGAACGGCUGGCUUGAAUGGUUGGCUUAAACGGCUGGCAUGAACGGCUGGCUUGAAUGGCUGGCUUGAAUGGUCGGCUUGGAUGGCGGCGUGCUUAUGGUGGUGCCGUGGUGGGCAGUAACCCUACCGCUACGCAGUACCCCGGCUUGCCCCUCCCCCCUCAGGCGCUUGCGCCUGAGCCCAGUGUAACUGUGUAAGGUGGCCAGCAA